AUGACUUCAAUCGCCUUGAGCUCACGUACAAGUAGGGAAAAUAUUGAGAGGUGGCAACAGGAGAUAUCUCCGAAGCCAGAGGGAGACCAUGGAAUGAUAGCCCGCAUGCUUGAGACAUGCCUCGGGUUGCUUCGAAACUUGAUACAACAUUCCAGUCCUAAAUGGAUCACAACACCUGGGAACCGCACGCUUCGGCAAGGCUACGCUACGUUACAACUCUGGGAGCAUGGCCAUGGAGUAGCUGGAGGAAGACUUGAUGAUCACCUCAAGCGAUCAACGGAAGUUCGACAAGCAACCAUCGAGAUCCUGAUCCAUUUGUGCAGACAUUUGUUAGAUGGAAUGUCGAAUUUCGUCUUACCGCAGGUGAACGAUGCCUCAGUCCGACGUCAGCACACAGCAGCCUCAGAGUUCUAUAGUGAAUGGAAAUGGUACCUGAAAGCUGCCGACGAGAACUCAAGCGAGGAUGAAAGCGACAGUGGCGAUGAUCACGAAGAAGAAGAUAGCUUGCCAAGACGAGCAGAUGUGAUGAUUCGCAGAACGAAGACAUAUGUAAAUUGCUUGAUGGGUCUUGGUACUGCCUUGGAAUGCCCAGCUCCGGAUGAAUCCCACGACGAUGAGCCUGGCGUGGUAGGGGUGGGCCCACGUUUUGCGCACGACUAUCACACUGAUCUGAUACAAACGAAGUACCCAAAGGCUGAAGUACAUUUAGUGCAGGUUUUGGGCAAAAUCAGCUGGUCACGUUUCUUACGUAUGCAACGUGAGCGCGACAACAAUACCGCUGCGACGCCUGAGCUACAUGGCUUGCUAGCACCCCUUGCUACCAAAUCCACUGGCCUUAGUUCUGAAUUUCAGGAUUCAGGAAUUGGCACUUCUCUCGCAAAACCACAGUCAUCGUAUGCGGAGUCGACUGUAUCGUUCAUGACAAGCGUACCGGGCGGCGAGCGAGUCCGCAUCCCACCGCUGCCAGCAGAAGGGAAAAAUGGUCAACCCUUUGAGUGUAUCGCGUGCGCAAAACUCGUACGGGCAGAGAACAAUCGCGAAUGGAGGAAGCACCUCUUUAGCGAUUUGCAACCAUAUAACUGCUUCUAUCGUGAAUGCCAUUUCAACGCAACCGCAUUUACGAACCUUCAAGCUUGGAAGAAUCACCUAGAAUUCGAGCACAAUUUUGGACCUGCAUGGGAAGCAGUUGAAUGUCCACUCUGUUUGAAUCUUACAGCAGAUGGAAAGAGCGCCAUCUUAACGCAUUUUGCGAGACAUAUGGAAGAUGUUGCUCUUUUGGCUCUACCACCAGCUGUAGAACCAGAUGCUGAGUCAGACACAAGC
Bipolaris victoriae FI3 is the source of this 1323-nucleotide messenger RNA. RefSeq lists its product as hypothetical. The record is from RefSeq and is a predicted model, not a curated record. The transcript is spliced from 3 exons. The annotation marks the transcript as partial. NCBI's taxonomy places the organism in Eukaryota, Fungi, Ascomycota, Dothideomycetes, Pleosporales, Pleosporaceae.